Molecule: messenger RNA, 1803 nt
Organism: Trichogramma pretiosum
Lineage: Eukaryota; Metazoa; Arthropoda; Insecta; Hymenoptera; Trichogrammatidae
Product: protein RRNAD1
Exons: 7
Coding region: 225-1679 (484 amino acids)
Source: RefSeq, a predicted model, not a curated record
AUAUUCGAAGGCAUGGAAUUUAUACAUAAAGUAGUUUUUACAAUAAUCCUUCACAUUCUUCAGAUACGUUGAAAAGUGACAUUUUUUAACAAGGCCCAUUUUAAAGUUAAUUUCGAUUGACGUCAAGCCGCAUCGAGUUAAAACUGAAAGAGCAGAUCGUGGUGGUGAAAGAGAAGCCGAGGCCUUUUAAAAAUGGCCGCGCACGCAUCCAAAACAACACGAUAAUGCCUCGAACGUGCGACUGCAGCGAUUGCUCCAAAAUUCGAAGAAACAUCACCGAUAUAUUUUCAGCGUUGAAGAUCUACGGAUGGAUGCUGGACUCAUACAUCGUGGAUUUUUAUUUGGAAGAUCAUUGGUCUAAAUUACCUUCAAGUUGGAAAACACUCUUGGAUCAGAUUCAGCCUGACGAACUUGGGAAAUGGAUCCUUAGACAGACAAAUGGAAGCCGCCAAGUUUAUCCUUUAUCGCUCAUAGCCCUGCGAAGUUUCAUCGAGAAGGUAGAAAUAUGUCGGGAUCAAGAGCGGAAGGACGCUUCCUUCAAGUGUGUCUCGCGCACAGAAGUCGAGAUUCGCGCUGAGCGCGAUCGAACCGACGAUGUUCCGAAGAAUAAUAAAUUACUCAAUGACGAGAAGUUGGACAAGCUGAUCAUGAAACAUGUCAAAGAGAAGAAAAGAUACGAAAUACCUGUUAUGUCAGAGGUGGUAGCGAAUUGCGCAUCGAAAGCUAAAUGCAAGUGCGUCGUCGACAUUGGCUCGGGUAUCGGUCACUUGGCCCGGGCACUCGCCUACAAGUACGGCUUGUGCUUGCUCUGCGUCGAGCAGAAUCCAGACCUCAUCGAGCGUGCCAGAAAAUGGGACGACCAGUUGGAGCUGACAUUGAGGAAACGCGGCAACGAUCUCAGCGAGACGAGAUCGCCGCAUCACGCGUCGAUGUGGGUGAGCGUCGAAAAGUCGUGCGAGCUCGCGCGAACUUUGCGGGCGAAUUUCGAUCUCGAGGGCUCGCGGGACGAGCUCGGCUACGGUUUGGUGGGGCUUCACCCGUGCGGCGAUCUCGGGCCCACGCUGUUGAAGCUGUACGCGACCGAGCCCAGGAACAGAUUCAUCUGCGUCGUCGGCUGCUGCUACAUGAAGCUCAGUCAGGGAGGAAGCAGCGAGGCCGGCUACCCCAUGAGCGAGUUCGUGAAGCGACUACCCACGAGCGAGACCGUGGAGAUGAGCUACAACGCCCUCGAGGUGUCCUGUCACGCCUCAGAGAAUCACUGCGACAAGCUCGUGAGAAACGACUACGACGAUCUCAUCGUUCACGCCUAUCGGGCCGCCUUGGAGUAUCUGCUGGCCGGCAAGAGUCCGCAGCUGCGACGCUGCCAAGUGAAAAGCCUCAAGUCCCACGGCCUCACUUUCCAACAAUACUGCCAAGCCGCGACGGCCGAUCUGCGCGAGUCGCAUCGGCCGAGCGAUGACGACUGCCGGCGCGGCGACGUGCUGGACAUGCUGCUGGACUGGAAACGAGUGCUGGCCUUCGGAUCGCUGCGUCUGCUGCUGGCCCCGCUGGUCGAGUCGCUCCUGCUCUACGAUCGAUUUCUCUACCUGUCGGAGCUCGGCUUGGAGCCCGAGCUCAAGGCCCGAUUCGAUCCGAGAUUAUCGCCUCGCAACAUACUGCUCACGUCCAUCAAGUCUUGACCGAGAGAGAGAGAAAAAUAUUAACCGGGAGAGAUCGAUCGGUUAUUGUCAGCUGCGAAUCGAUAAUUAUAUACGUUUUCGCUGAUUAUUUAAUAAUUGCCUUUAUGUAAAUAAAAAGAAAUAA